CUUUCUUUCUUCUUUCCUCUCUCUCACCGCUGCAUCCGCCUGCCAAUCUCCACCUCCACCACGUGCACUUGUGCCUUUGUGAACCUAUUUAACUCGGUAUUUCUUGAGGACUUGUUUAAAAUGACUCAAAAAACGGACAAGGACGCAGUUUCACUUCGCAUUCAAAGUAUCUUAUCUGACAGUCAAUCAGAACUCAAGGAACAGCAAAAGGUAGACUCGGAUUCAGAUUCCUCGGACGAAGAAACCCAUCAGAAAACCAGCGAAGUUCGUGGGAAGAGACCGGGCAAUAGGUUUUGGAAGAAGGAUAGGAAAAGGUUUUCUUCCGUUGUUGCCACCAGAGGUUUGAAACGCAUCACUUGGGACCAGAAAGAAAAACUUCGCCAUGAAUUAAAACAUGCUAAACAACUCUCAAGAACCCUCAAAGAAGAACGGAGUCGUGUCAAGCAGGAAACAAGGGAAAGACGGCAGGAGAACCUGAAGCGACGUGAGGAGAAUGCAAGAAAGUCUGAAAUAGUCACAGUGAUUAAGAACACUUCCAAACUGAAGAGGUUGAAGAAAAAGCAAUUACGUUCAAUUGAGAAGAGAGACACUUCAGGGAAAGUUUAAAAACUUUCUUUCUCAGCCUGAAUUUUGAUGCUGACCUCUGUGCACACUAACGGCAAACAAGAUAAUUGACUGUGAUAUUAGAAAUUAAAAAUAAAUAAUAUUCUGACAA
Frankliniella occidentalis (western flower thrips) is the source of this 715-nucleotide messenger RNA. RefSeq names its product coiled-coil domain-containing protein 86. The transcript is spliced from 4 exons. The record is from RefSeq and is a predicted model, not a curated record. Gene Ontology annotation, cellular component: nucleolus. Bases 121 to 606 code for a protein of 161 amino acids. NCBI's taxonomy places the organism in Eukaryota, Metazoa, Arthropoda, Insecta, Thysanoptera, Thripidae.